GACAUGUACGGAUCAUCGACUCUGACUCGCUUCGGCUUUCAACGUGUGUACCCUCCUCUCCGGGCCCCGCUCCGCGUGCGACCAAGCUCGGACAGCCUACCUAGUUCUUAUCUCAUGUUCUCGCGGGGGAGUAACUGACCGAUAUCGCGCCGCUACACGCGCUCCAUUAAAAAUGCAGCCCAACAGAGGCCGCAGUCUAUAGACACACAUUCACGUGCGCACUGUCGUACCCCUCUUUCUUUUUCCCUUUUCCCAGCCGAUCGAACGCACCACCGAUGCGUUCUAUCCCGGUGUGCGCUGCUCCUUUUCUUUCUCCUAAAUCGCAUCACGGGGACCUCUGGACCAUCUUUUCCGCCGUUACCUCGUUAAUUCUAUCAGCUUCGACACUCGCUCGCGUAAAUUUUACAUGAUACAACACCCCAUGGAGACGAGUUUAGGGUAACUUCGGUAUAUACGCCGCACUGAUCGAAAAUUCAAUUUAUCAAGUAUUAUUUAUUAUGCAGGAAAAUGAAUUACACCAACAAACUUCGUACUGUCUACUACUAUACAAAUAUAGAAAUAAGGAAUAUUUAUUUUCUUAUAUUUGAAAAAAUAACUUUAAGGAAGACCUACGCAUUUUUGCCGUAUAUUGAUACAAGAGUGGGAUAUACGGCUUACACUUAUGUGUGGCGCGUAGAUAACAAAUAACGUUCCUAAAUAAGACGUAAAAUAAGUUAUAAAAUGUAUUUACAAAGUUUAUUAGGAAACAAGAAUAAAUAUACAUACACGAAAUAAUAAUGCAAUAUUGAAGAAGUUAAUACGUGCAGAUAGUAGUAGAGAGCGCAGAUAUUGUUCAUCUUGUGGGCCCUACGAGAGAUUCUGUGGCAUUAAUCCCGCGAGUUAAAAGUGUUGUCCAAACGGAUGGAAUGUGUAGGACAUCAAAAAAAUAUAAGAGCUAAACACUCUUUUGUUGUACUCCAUUCUUUACUAUCCCCCUACACUUAUUACGAAAUAUUCGCUAAAUUCGCUCCCUUUACACUUCCCGCAAUAAUCAUUUUACGUAGGUUACAAUACAUAAUUGCGCUACUUAUUACGCCGACAAAUUGGUUCAACUCACACUAUGUGGUUUCGUCAAUCAAUAUUAACAAUAAUAUUAAACUGAAAUCACCACACGAUACCAAUAUGACAUGGCGGCACAUAGCAGAGUGAUUGCGUGCAAGUUUCUUUCACUGCUUUUAUUUUCUCUGAUUUCUGUGAUGUAAAUAUCGGAGUUACUCUAUCCCGAGAUUUCAAUACUCCGACUUCCAUCGCUCGCCUAAAGGAAGCACAGCUUUCUACCAAAUGGAACACACGGUCUCUCGUGAGUGACCUUGAAAUCAUCAUACUUGGUUCGCGCGUUGAGCGAUAUCAGCGGUACCCCGAAGGCCGACGGGCCGGCCGGCGAUAGUCACGGAGCAUUCUCGGGCCACUCUCGCCGCGACCCGCGUUCCGCAAAUCCUCGCGAUGAUUUUCCGUGGCGAUGCGAGAACUCCAACUAUUUAUAAAUGAUCCGAACCCGGUCGCGUUGGCGAACGGCUCGAGUCGACGGAGCUGCCGCUUCAUGCAGCCGCCUCGUGUGGGGAACAAUUCGCUACCCCAUGGUAAAAAUAGAAGCUCCUAGCCAGCUAGCCGAACUCUCCGAGGCUAGAGCUUGAGGCGCGCGCGGCACCGCUCUAGCCACGCUAGAGCGAGCGGACGCACGGACGAACGGAUGGACGGACCGACGGACAGACGGACAGACGUACGUACGGACCGGCGCACCGGCGCAACCGAGCCUCUGCCCGUGCGGAUGCUGACGAUGAUGCUGAUGUCGGUGCCGUGCGGAUGCUGCCGAUGUCGCGCACCGAGUUAGAACCACACCGUCCGCCGCCGUCGACGUGAAGAAAGCGCGCCCGCGCGCGCGCGCGCGUGCGAAAUCCACGCGUGUGUGUCCACGUGCGUGUGCCUGCCCGUGUAUGCGUAUAUCUACGUGUGCAUGCGUAUGCGUAUGCAUAUACACGCGUACUAAGAGAGUUCGGCUCCGCUCUGCGUUUUCCUCUUCGUCUUACUUCCACCUCGCGACACUCGUCUCGAGAUAGAUUCAGUGUCCGCCAAGGCUUCAUCGUGGGUCCAGUCCCGUGGAUCUUAGUCAUCGAUCGUUCCACCAGAUCCGGUGGAGGCGGACGUGAGAAGGCGGCGACGAGGGCGGCGAAGAAGACUACGACGACGUCGGAAGAGAAGGUGGCGGAGAAUGGAGCGACGUACAGGGCUGUUAGGCGCGUGCGAACGUUGCUGACGAGCGAGCACGAGCACGACCACGACGACGAUAACGAUCACGACCAAGACGAAGACGAGGCAAACGAAGGAGUCGAAGAGUAGUGGUAGGAGAAGAAGGCGGAAGAGGGGAAACGCGUGAAAACGAACGACAGUGCCUGCGGUAACUGCGAGAGAUGCAGCAACAACCGCACUCCGGCCAGCAACCGCCCGGGGCGCCGAACGGGGUGGCGGGGGGCGCCCAAUUGCCACAAACAGGUGGCAUAAGUCCGGCGCAACCUGGCGCGACCGGCACCACCGCGAGUCGCGCGCAAGUUAACGGAGGCAGAUUUGACUUUGAUGACGGUGGAACCUAUUGCGGUGGCUGGGAGGACGGAAAAGCUCACGGCCACGGAGUAUGCACCGGGCCCAAAGGUCAGGGCGCCUAUUCCGGCAGCUGGCACUUCGGCUUCGAGGUAUCCGGAGUCUACACCUGGCCCAGCGGAUCAGCCUACGAGGGGCAAUGGCAGAAUGGCAAGAGGCAUGGCCUGGGCAUGGAGACCCGUGGCCGUUGGCUUUAUCGGGGAGAAUGGACUCAGGGAUUCAAGGGUCGCUACGGGGUUCGGCAGUCUACCACCUCCACGGCGAGAUACGAGGGCACGUGGUCCAGCGGCCUGCAGGACGGUUACGGCUCCGAGACUUACGCCGACAGCGGUACGUAUCAAGGCCAAUGGCUCCGCGGCAUGCGGCACGGUUAUGGGGUGAGAGCGAGCGCACCGUUCGGUUUGGCCAGCCACUACAAACCUCCGAAGCAAGUGAGAGCGUCCUUGACGUCGUUAAGGAGCGCCGACGGCGGACCAGCAGUCGCCCCGACGCCGGAACCCACCGACAGGAGGGAUCGACGCGUAGACGACAGCCGGGGAGGAUUCGUUCUGAAAGCCAGGAGCGACGAUCCGCCCGCCCGGAGAAAAAGUCUCACUGAAAAGUCCCUGAAGAAGGGUAUUCUCUCGGGUCUCAAGAUACGAAAGCAGAGGAGUACGGGUGAUUUAGAGAAGCGCGGCACUGGCGGUAGUAUUAGAAGUAAUGCCAGCUCGGCAUCAUGGAUGUCGACCGAGAGCUCGCAGAGUCAGGCCUCGGCGUCGGUUCACACGGACAGCAAUGCGUCCUUUGUCAUCGAGGACGAGCAGAUGGACGCGUCGGUGACCGAGACGUACCUGGGUGAAUGGAAAAACGACAAGAGGACCGGCUUCGGCAUAUCCGAGAGAAGCGAUGGGCUGCGAUACGAAGGCGAGUGGUUCAACAAUCGCAAAUAUGGUUACGGUGUCACUACGUUCCGCGACGGCAGCAAGGAGGAAGGAAAAUACAAGAACAACGUGCUUAUCACUAGCCAGAAAAAGAAGCACCUCUUCCUGAUCAGGUCCGCCAAGUUCCGUGAAAGGAUAGAGGCGGCGGUAAGCGCUGCUCAGCGGGCGAGUAAGAUUGCUCUGCAGAAGGCCGACAUCGCUAUCUCCAGGACGGCGACGGCGCGGGGUAAGGCAGAGUUGGCUGAUAUCGCCGCCGAUCACGCCAGGGAAGAUUCCGAGCUAGCGCAACAAACGGCAAGGCAGUUCGCGCCGGACUUCCGGCAGCCAGGUUUAGAAAGGUUGCGAAACAGAGAGAUACCCAAAUACGUUCCGCCGCCGCAGGACUCCAUGCCGAGCAAAAGUAUCUUGCACAAGACGGCCAGCGUGGAUCAGCCCAGCAGCGCCACGCCGAUCAAAAAUGCCUCGUUAUCCGUCGAUUCUACAACGACGGCAACAACGACGACGAACGCGAUGCCAGCAUCCGUGGCGAACAAUACCGCCAGCAGUGUGAUGCAAUCGAUACGUAGGACCAGUAUGAAGCCGCUGCCACAGAAUCAGCUGCCCAUGCAAAACCAAAUACCGAAUCAGGUGCCGCUGGCGAACCAAGCGUCCAUUAACCAACAGAAUGUGCAGCAGACUUCGCUGACUGGUCAGAAUCCGUACCAAUAUCCGUAUCAGCAGCAGAGCAUGUCGCAGAACCCAGCUCCGAUGAGUCAGUACCCGAACAGUAUACCGAACCAAUACAGCCAGCAACACCAGCAGUACGCCCAGAACAAUCCGUACCAGUCGCAGUAUCAACCGGCUAAUCCAUCUCAGGUUGAACAAUAUCCCGGUUAUCAGCAACAACAGCAACAGCAGCAACCCAUCGAGUCCCAUGACUUUCAAAAUUUGCAGGCUUAUCCCAGUCAGCAGAUGUAUCUACAACAGUCGUUUAGGUACGAUCCCAUGACAUUCGCCCAAAUGAAUCAGUUUGAUGCGCAGUUUUACGGUACUGCAAUACCCAAUCAAUAUGGACCUGGUCAAAUGAAUCAGUACAAUUCACAAUCGAUGUACGCACAACAAACGCACCCGUCACAACAGUAUCAGCCUGAUGGUAUUAUGGAUGCGAGGCCGCCGAGCUCAACGAGUUUACGAAGAAAUAGUAGAGUCCUGAGUCCUCAGGAUCGACCAGGCGCCAUUGGCCAAACACUAAACGACAGGCUGGAUCACUACAAGAGGCCACCUAGUCGCGACAGUUCCGUAGAUCGUUAUGCCAGAGCGCAUUCCCGAUUGAUUGGAUCGAGACAGCCAUCCGUCGACAGAACUAUACCGAACCCAUCGAACCCGGAUAUGCUCGACAGAUCGACGAGAGCACCGAGCGUGAUACGAGGGGGGACGCCUCUGAACGGCUCCGUGAUAGGUAGCGGCGCCGCGACGCCGACGUACGCCGUGCCGACUCCCAGCCAGUUCGAGGGGGCUCUCAUAAAAAACCGUGGCCUUGGACAGGACAUUCUGCCGAGUCCUGGGCAGCCUAAGCGCACUGAGAGCCUCUACGUAGCUCGCGGACCAUCCGGCGGUGGGGGCGGUGGGGGCGGUGGCGGAGGUGGGGGCGGUGGCGGCAUUGUGCCGAAGGAAGCAGACCGGACGGUCCCCGCCUUCGCCGCAACGUCAAAGGGCCGCGCAACCCUAUGAGUAUAAGUAUAAAAUAUGUAUACAGAGCGAUGUUAGACGCGACUGCGGUUGACAAGAGAGCGCAGCUCUCGAGGUGUGCUCGCGCCGCACCUCGGGCCGAAUCGGAAAAACUAAUGAGAAAUCGCAACCGCGUUCCGGUCACUGUUUCCGCCCAACUCAUUCCGACGUUGAACAAAUUCAGAACGAAUUAAGUUCCGAUAUAGCCAAUAUCUGUCCCCGGGGCAGCUUUGAACGCGCGCGUUGGCGAUAUUUUUCUAUGAAUUUACGAGUCUCUGCAUCGUCUGAUGUUACCUUAACUAGCAAAGACGCGACUGCUGCGCGGCUUGAACGCUGUGUCCGAAUAGUUCAUUGCCGAUCGGAUUUACGCACGUGCACCUGACACGUACGCUGAAAGUGUGGGGCAGGUUUCCAGAGCGGGGCCUUAUACGAAAAAUGCGGAGAAUUUUCUAGUAAUGAACAUUUUUCGUGACAAAUUUUGGUGCUACGUUACGGGACGUAAUGCUUGUCUCGGAUGAGAGACACUUGUACCUGGUGUAGAUCGCUAUUAGCUGUUUAACAUGACGCCGCCGCGAUGCCGAACAAUAAAGACGCUCAUUAAUAGAGUUCGCGGUCAAAGGGAGCGCAUUCGAAAUGAGCAAUGCAUAUUUAUGGGAGACUUAUUUUUCUAAUGGGAACACACUGCGAGCCUAGUGAGUGGCACGAUUUGUUCACUCACACGGACAAUCUAGUUUUUGAUCGUCGACGUUGAUCCUGGAAUAAAUCCGCGAUUGCGUGAUGUCAACGCGCUGCGUUUGGCAAUAGCGCACGUACGAUUAAUAACAAAUACCUCACUGUUGCGCAACGAGUUCCAGAGUACAGGAAGAUAGUGUGAGCUGGUUAAUUCGCCGUAACGAAAGUAUCACUGAUAAGGAAAGCGCGAAUUGUUUCAGGAUUAAAUAAACGACGAUCAAAGCGUAGCCGACGAGAAAGAGGUGUAGAGCUUAAAGAUUUCCGAGGUAUCUUAGAUCGUGUUUCGCGUCUUGGUCGCGAAAGAGGAUCGCUGUCGUUAGGAAACGCUAUUGAGAAACGGAAUUGUGUGCUAGAGCGAUUUGCGGAUUUCGCAAAGCGCGCUUGAAAAACGACAACGAGAUUGGCAACGACACGACCGCGUCGCCUCAUUGUAUCAAUUCGAGAUACGAUCUAUUGCGCUCAUUGGGCAACAUGCGAGAUCGCCGACGGACCAGUUCAACGAACAAUAAAUGUAACACUAUGUACAGUUCCUUUCAGCAAGAGCGAAGAAGCAACUAAAUGCCCUCCGAUUUAUUUAUUUAUUUUUUUCCGCUCGGUACACUCUCUAUAACCUAGUCAAAUAAGAUUAAAUCGCGCAGAAGUAACGCGAGAGUAUAAAACUUAUAUUUACGAGCAUAAACGGACAUGUCUGUGUAUAUGUACGAUGUAUGUAUAAUGUAUAUGUAUAGAUAUUUGCACACAGAACCGACCAUGCUAAAACCGGAGUGACGUGCGAGUUGGCUCUCCACUUUGUAAAAGCGGCUGAUAAAGCGAAACGAAUCCACGUUCGCAGAUUCUUCUACAUUACAUGUGACAUUCCGUUUCUUUUCCUCUUCUCUUUCUUCUUCUUUGCGAAUAGCUAUUGCGAAUCGAGCAUUAGACAAUCUACGUUAAUUGCAUGCGCACAUAUAUACACGUGUAAACACGUGCGCGCAGCUGAGUAAAGCCUGUGCAGCGCACGCUCAUUACGUCCAUUAACCAAGCUAAUUAACGGACUUCGGAAGGUAAGCCUUAGCGCGCGGCGUGGAGGCGGGGACCGUAUUUUUGCUCUUCCAUUCUAUUUUAACCCUCUUUAACCAUAUUUUUAAGCUUCUUUCGACCCUUCUUCCGAGCUUUCUCGCUCUAGCCACCUCUCCUCAAAUUAUUUGCCUUAAGUUAAUUCGACUGAUCGAUAUCACUCCAAUUCAAUUUCGCCAUACUGUAUUUAGGCUUAUAGCCCAAAUGAUCUUACGUUCGGCUUAUCAAAUAUUAGUAGUGCCAUAUUACAGAGGGGGAGACUGCUAAUUGUUAUUACGCGUCGUGAUCGCAAACGUACGAGCUUUACGAGGGACUCGCUUAUCUACCACCUCCACGCCGCUUCUUUUUUCCUCUUUUCUCGUUGGAGACGUUUUUCUAACGCAUGCUUGUCAUGAAUUCGAGUCUAUAUAUUUAGCGCCACACAGUGGGGAUAAAAUAUAAAUCUAGCUGGACAAAACUAUCCAAUUUUUUAAAGAUAAUAAAUAGCGCUGUGUCAAUAAGAAUUUCUCUACUCGCUGAUUUCGAAUUUGAAUUUAAAUUUAGAAAAUGAGCUUGAGUUGAGACUCAACAGAGCUCAACUGGGUUUUAUCAUAAUUUAUACAAGUUACUUUGUUACAACGUACUAUGCGUAAUAAUAGACAGAUUUUUUAAUUAGGUGUACAAUUUAACUCUCGGUUUUUUUAAAGAAAAUAUAUUAUUUAUUUACAAAAAAAAAACAAAUAAUCUUUCAAUCUUCAAAAUAGUCUCCGUUACUUUCUAUACAUUUCUGCUAUCUUUGAGAUAACUGACGAAAUCCGCUUUGGAAGAAAGUUAUUGGUUUUGAGUCGAUAAACUCGUCGAUACUUUUGCUGACCUCCUUGGGAGACUUAAAGUGAGAAUCAACCGGUGACAUCACGGAAUCGGAAAAGAUGGUAAUCCAAAGAGGCAAAAUCUGAAGAAUACGCCGCGUAAGAGAAAAUUUUUCUGUCCAAGUUGGAGAUAACUUCCAAGGUUGCUUUUACCGUGUGCGCGGCCGCGCGUCAUGAAACAGAAUCCAACGGCCCGUCUUUUGAAUCUUAUCAAGCUCAUGUACGUUUCGAAAUCGCUUGUUGGCUCAUCGCAAGUGUAUUUACAAACUCUGAUUGAGUCUGACAAGAAUUUUCUUCCAAAAGUUGUUCCAAUUCUUUGUCUUCAACAUUUUUCGGUUGUUUAAGGAGUUUUUCAUUCCGAAGAUUGAAAUUACCGUCCCGAAACUUUUGAAACCACUUUUUACAUAAGACACAGCAUUUUCACCCAAGAUUGAAUAAAUUAUUUUCUUUAGCUUCGCUGGCAUUUUUCUUUAGUUGAAAUGCUAAAAGGAGGCAGUGCUUCAGAUACUUUUCGAACGACAUCGCUUUUACUACUGUUUUUUGAGGUUAUAUCAGCAACACCGUCAACUAUACUUAAAAAUGACUAUAAACAAUUUAAAUUUGAAUAGUUGAUAUAAUUGAUUAAAUGUAGGGACCGAGAAUUAAGUUGAACACUUAAAAUAAAUUGCAAUUGUAUAAUUCUAUUUCAAUAUCAGGCAAUGUAUCUUCCAAAUUAUAAUAUUAUAAUAGAAUAUCUUCAAAGAUUGCAAAAAGUAGUACAUCAUUUUUACUGCAUUUAAAUUACAUACUACAAAAAUCUAAUGAUAGUAUCAUUUUUUUUUACUCUACAUAGAAAACUAAUCAUACAAAAUAAAAUAAUAUUUUUCUUAAAAAUUGAAAGAGACAUAAUUUUAUCUUUUGAAGAAAUACAAAAAUAUUAAAAUUUAAUUAUGAAAACAUGAUUUUGUAAUUAAGAAACAAUUUUUUUUGUAAACUGUUUUUUGUAAACUGUUCUUAACCGAUAAAUACCGAUUGAUGUAAUAAAUGUAUAAAAACAACAUCUUAUAGAACCACUUAUCUCAUUGGUGGUUUUGAAUCAAGGACUUAAUAAUGAGUAGAUACUUUAAUUAUUCAAUAUGCCACUUUGACUUGUUAUUGCCUAGAUACACGAAAAAAAUUGCUACGGUUGUUACGGCAAUAUUUUUUAUUUUAGGAAAAAAAUAUAUGUGAAUUCAAGUUAUACUGAUAUUAAGUGGAAUGCAGUUGUUAAGAUAUGCUCAUUUAUAUGAUUCUUAUAACCGUAAUUUUUUAUGAUAAGUACACAGAAAAAAAUUAGUAUCAGUUUAACAAUCAUAUUUUCAAACACAUAUAAACGAGAGUGUAAAAUUUUCUUGAAAGAAUUUGAUAAUCUUGAACAGACAUAACUUACAUGAAGAAACAAAACUUUUAGUUACGAUUUAUAUCCAAUUCUUUCAAGAAACUUUUAUAUUCUUUCUUAUAUAUGAGAAUAUGAUUGUUGAUUUGAUAAUUUUUCUUUUUGUGUAAUAUUCAGUUAGAAUAUCUUUAUAUGCGGUUGCCUCAAUCAAAGAAUUAUUGCGCUCUCUCUCUCUCUCUCUCUCUCUCUCUCUCUCUCUCUCUCUUUCAUAUGGUCUGCAAAAUAAAUAAGAUCGAUGAUUAAAAGAUUUAUAAAAUAUAGUUGCAUAGCACAGCACUGAGAAUUCGGUUUUAUUAUAGUAAUAGAAUAGACAGCACUAGUAACUCGCAAAAAAUUUUCAAAUAUAAAAUCAAGUGUACGUUACUGUGAUUCUCUUGUGCACAUUAUAUUCUCAUCAAGUGUCCGUAGUAUGCCAGCAGAUUAGCAGCAAUUGUAUCCUCAUUAAACUCGUGUUCUUCCGGCAGAGUCUGCCGAUGUAAUUUAAGCUAAUCUCAUGGCAGAUUGGUAACAGAUUUUGCUCGAUUCUGCUGCCAAUUUGCAUCGCAUUACUAAACUGAGUUUAGAGCUGUUCUAUUUCUGCCACCAAUUCGCUGCUAAAUAAACUAUUCUAUUAUAUUUCUGAUAACAUGCUAUUAUCGUGAUCUGAUAAUCCGGUUGUAUUAUAAUUAAAUUACGAUCGUGACGCACAUAAAGCAGCUAAAGUUGAAACUUACUAAAGUUGAAACAACCGUAUAAGUCGCUUCCAGAUCUUCUUUGUUAUGCUUUUCAUAACUCUUUUAUGUGGAUAGAAAGUAUAUUAUUCUAAGGCAACCUUAAUUUCUUCCGUGUAUAUUUAGUACAUCUUUUUAAACUAUUAUACGUUAUAAGAAUUAUUUAUUAUUACAUCUGUAUUAAUUAAAAACGUUUAAAAAAUUUAUUACAAUUUUUUAAACGUUUCUAAUUGAUACAGAUAUAAUACAAUAUAAGAAUUGUUUAUUAUACUUAUACCUAUGCCAAUUAUACUAUUCAUAUGGACCAAUGUACGUACAUAUGAAUAGUAUAAUAUGGUAUAAUUACCAUAUUUGUGUUUAUUGGGUACAUUAUACUAUAUUGAAAGUUUAUUGGAGAAACCAAUUAUUAUGAGCGUUAUUAAUUGCGGUAUCAAAAUGUUUUACCGAUCUUAUUAGAAUCUGCCGUAUACAGUACAAACAAUACUUAAAUUUACUUAAAAAUAUAGAUUUUUUUUAGUUUUGUCCAGCUAGAUGCACAAUUAAUUCUUUUGUGCGCCUUGAGCAUAGACAAGGGACUUGUUAAAAUGAAAGUAAAUCGCGGGGGGGAGAGACGUUCGAGACGAUACGAGCCUUAAGCACGCAGGAGCCUAAUUAAAUCUACGAUGUUAGUCGAUAUACAUAUAUAUAUAUACGAACGUUAUAUUGUAGUACGUUACUUGUUUCACGCACGCAUAUGAAUCAUCGCGUAGACUAAUUUGCCGCUUACUAAUAACGCGAAGGAAGAGAUGUAUACGAAGAGAAGUGCGAAAGCUUAUUUUAUAUACUGAGAGAAAUGAAUGCUCGAGAGGAAGGAGAGAACUAAGAACGCGAGUUUUACGACCGCCUGUGUUAAAUGUAUUUAUACACCGACGAUUCUUUAUACAGAAAAAAAACGUCCAAGUUACAUAUUGAAUAUGCUCCGUAUAAAUAAGGCUAAUACUCGAAGUUAUAAGCAGAUAACGUGGCGAAAUUGUGUACGAUAGUAAGAUUAAGGAGAGGAGACCUAAGGAUCGAUUUUGCCAAUGACACUUGUAACUGUGAGCCUAAUUCUUAAACGGUCUAAUAUAAUCGGAACGUGAAAUUCUAAUGAUUCUAAUCGAUAGAAAUUAUAAUGAUGAAGAUCGCACAAACAAGAUACUACUCUUUGAGGUUUUUAAUUAAACUAUGAAGGAAUACUCGCUAUAUUUUCAUACAGGACCGAUUUAACGGUAUGUAAUAUAUCUGCGUUAACAUCUUAAGUCACAAAUCAUGGUUUCGACAAUAACGACGGUUGCACAAAGGGAAGAGAGGACACGGCGAGGAGGAGUUUAUGAUUUAGGCGGAUCCGCAUAUAAAAUGCAGCAAUGCGUAAAUGCAAUUCCAAAUGCAACAUUCCCAAACAAACACUUGAAUUCUGACUUAAGUCGUUAAUCUACCCAUGUGUUCACACAAGUUACUCGCUUAUGACGAAUUUCAAGUGUAGUAUCGCGCGAUUGUUCGGAAAGGAGAUAGUACGAAAGAAGCAUCGACAUUUUGUCAACGUUGAAAAUAAGUAAGGGAAAGUUACCAAUACUGGCAUUUUGUUUUGAAGUAAUAUUUCUUAAGCAAAAUAAUAAUAAUAUAAAAAUAAAACUUUAAAAACAUGAAUAAAACUUAAAAAGUAUCUUUUAUCAGAUGGUAUACCAAUUUUUGUAGUACUGUUUCGUAUUUUAUAUUAAUUAAUGUUUCUACAAUAUAACUUAAAAGAAGUGUCUGAAAAAUUGAAUUCCAAAACUGGCAUAGGAAGCAGUAUAACAGAAUUCAGACACGGCCUCAUAGGAAAUAAAUUAACUAUAAAAUAAAUUGAUAAAAACACUCUUUGAACGCUAAGAAUGUAUGCUGUAAAGAUAAACUAAACAAAAUAUAUUUUUAUAUAUUAAACAGAAAGUUUAUAAAAUUAAAAGACUAGGAUUGAAUUUUUCCAUUUUAUACCUUUUUUUUGCUUAUUAGUGUACACGUGUGUCUGACGCUAUUUAAUUUUCUUACCUUAAGAUAUUAAAAGAAAUGUGAAAAAAUUUAUAAAACAUCUGUCAAUAUUGUAUUUGAAGAUUUCGUAGUUAUUGUCUAUUCCUACGAAGAGGUGUACCGGUUUACGCUGCACAACAGUUUUAUAUUCCAAACCGCACUACAAAAAAAAUAUAAAAGAGGAACGUAUAAACGAAACAGUUCUAAGAAGCUAUAAACGUAAAAAAUAAUCUAAAAUUACCAAUAAUAUACUCACUAUUGUAUUUUUAAACUAUGCAAUUUGCAAAAAAAAAGAUCGUACAAAAUUUAUUCUUGCUUUCCAAAAAUUCAUUUUUGACAGACUUCAUGUAAUAAAAACCGUAAAUGUAUAAACUAUAAGUUUUUAUUUCUUUAAUUAUUUAAGCAGAUCGUGUUUUUGUCAGUAUUAAUACAGUGCAAUGUUUAGUUUCCGAAAAACAAGAGGAUGCUGCUUAAGAGGUAUGCCAGCAUUGGCGACUUUCUUCUAUACUUUUUUUAAUCUCGCACUCAAGUGCCAACCUUGCGAAAAGCGUUGUUCUGUUUGACCUUACGCGAGCUUUUUUAGACUAUUUAACGUGUCAGAUAUAAUCACGUUCUUAUUUAUAGAGUGACGCACAAUUAUUUGUAGACACAUAGACGUAUAGAUGUAGACGAUCAGGCGAGGAUCGAAAUAGAUAAUGUACAUACUCGGUAAAAUUAUUCAGACUACGUUCGAGAAAGUUGAUCUUAAUGUAGAAAACUACUGAUUUCCAUUCACCAAACACAACGACGUUGCAAACGUUGAUUCAAUGUAUUGAAUGUAUUUAUGUAUAUCAUGUAUAAGCUGUUACUGAUGACAGAUUAAAGAGCAUCGCGUAAAUCGGA
Molecule: messenger RNA, 12925 nt
Organism: Solenopsis invicta (red fire ant)
Lineage: Eukaryota; Metazoa; Arthropoda; Insecta; Hymenoptera; Formicidae
Product: junctophilin-1
Exons: 11
Coding region: 2448-5264 (938 amino acids)
Cellular component (GO): junctional membrane complex; plasma membrane; endoplasmic reticulum membrane
Source: RefSeq, a predicted model, not a curated record